GGCGCAGCCGGCGCGGAGAGGGGCCGCCCCCCCGCCCGCUCCGCUCCGCGCCCGCCGUCGGUGCCGGUGAAGGCGGCGGUGGCGGUGCCGCCGGCUCCCGCCGUCCCCCUGGCCCCGGCCCCGCGUCCCUAUGGCCGGGCAGGAGUGGGACUGGUUCCAGCGCGAGGAGCUCAUCGGGCACAUCAGCGACAUCCGAGUGCAGAACCUCCAAGUCGAACGUGAAAAUGUACAGAAGAGGACCUUUACCAGAUGGAUAAACCUGCACUUGGGAAAGUGCAAGCCUCCUUUGAAAGUGAAAGACUUGUUUAUUGAUAUACAAGAUGGCAAAAUCUUGAUGGCACUUCUGGAAGUCCUGUCGGGUCAAAAGCUGAUGCAUGAAUACAAAUCUUCAACCCAUCGCAUUUUUCGUUUGAACAACAUAGCCAAAGCACUUAAGUUCUUGGAGGACAGUAAUGUAAAGCUUGUUAGCAUUGAUGCAGCAGAAAUAGCAGAUGGAAAUUCCUCUCUGGUACUUGGACUAAUAUGGAAUAUAAUCUUGUUUUUUCAGAUUAAGGAGCUUACAGGCAACCUCAACAGGAACUCCUCCUCCUCCAGCCUGUCCUCUGGGCCCAGUGGUCCAGAAUCAGACACAUCCCCUGGCACUCCCAGCGUGGAGAGAAACAUGUUCAUUACAGUGAAGGAUCAGCGGAAAGCCAUCAGGGCCCUUCUAAUCUGGGUUCAGAGGAAAACCAGAAAGUAUGGCGUUGCAGUCCAGGACUUUACAAGUAGUUGGAGGAGUGGCCUUGCUUUCUUAGCUGUCAUAAAAGCCAUAGAUUGUACUUUGGUAGACAUGAAGCAUGCACUGGAGAAAUCAGCACGAGAAAACCUGGAGGACGCUUUCAGCAUAGCACAGAACAAACUGGGUGUCCCUCGGCUCCUCGAACCAGAAGAUAUCAUGGUGGAGUCACCCGAUGAGCAGUCAAUUGUGACAUAUGUGGCACAAUUUCUGGAGCACUUCCCAGAGCUGGAAGGGGAAGACUUUACAGAUCCUGACAAGGAGCUUCCAAUUGAGUCCACAUAUGUCCGCAUCAAAGAGACGCCAUCAGAAGAGGAAGGCAAAAUCUUGAUUUUAAGUGAAAGUGAAGAAAACAUGUAUACUGUUAAUCAUGAGAGGAGUCAUCCAGCUCCUCCAAAGGUCCAUAUUCACGAUAUCCCUGAGAGAAUCCCAUCAGAAACCACUUCUGAAAAUUGUAAUGGGAAACUGAGUCAGCCGUUAGGCGAUUUACAGGGGAUGUCUGAAGAGGAGCCUCAAAGGCCAACCUCACUGAAAAUUACAGGACCUGUCAGUUUUGAAUCCAGUUCCUCUUGGGAGGAUCUAAAUGACAAAUUCACGCCAGGUGAAGGGAGCAUCUCUGAUGAUCCACUGAAACAGAAUGAUGACCCUUCUCCAGCGGUUCUGACAAAUCAGAAAAAUUCUGUUGACUCUUUUGAAGAAUACUCUGAAGAAUUAACUAAGGAAACCCCUACUGAAUAUGACAAUGAAACCAAGAGCCUUUCAGCCAAUACAUCUUCUUUGAGUCCAUUAUCCUGGACUUCAGGCAUACUUACAGAUGAUUCUAUUAAUAAAGUUGAAGACAGCAAACCCCAGUCUUCAAUUCUUUUACCAGAAGAUACAUCAAAACAAGAAGAUACGCAGAAGUACGUUCUCCACCUUCUAAAUGAGGAAAUACAGACACUUCCACAAGAUGAACAUACAAAGGAAUCACCUGGCCUUGAGACAAUAGAAUCGAGCCCUUGUUCACCAAAUGGUUCCAAUCUCGAAAGCCAAGAACUAUCUACACAGCCUGAAACAUCUGAUGACUCUCUCUCAGAUGUACCUAAAACUCCAGAGGACCUGGACAGCUGUGAUGAAGUUGAGUCUGCAGCUGAAGUGCUACCCAGUUCUUCAAAAGUAUCCGUAAUACCCCAUGAUCUCUUUUAUUAUCCACAUUAUAAUGUUCCCAUAUCAGCAGUUCUGAACGCUUACCUCGAGCCUUGUAUCGAAGGUUAUGAUACAGAAAAUGAAAAAGCUUCUUCUGAAACAGUAACAGAUGUUUUACAUGACAAGAACUUACCAGAAGAGGACCACAAGGAGGAUGCUCCAGAGCCAGACUUGGAGAAUAAGCUAGGUACCCCUCCAUCAGAAACAGAUACUGAGAACAGCGAGGAGGAAACUAGAAAAACAAGCAGUCACGUGAAUUCUUCAGAUGAAAGAGAAGUGCCAUUACUAGUAGAAGAGUUAGAAAUAAAAGAGCAUGACAAUAAGGACACCAACGAUGAAGAUUCCGCUAUUCCACAACAUCCUGAGGCCAUAGUAGAACAUUUAGAGGAUUUACCAUUAGCCAUAAAGACACCAGAAGAAAAUAAUAAUAGGGAGGAGGAGGAGCAAAAUAUGAUUGAAGAUGAUUUGCAGAUCUCAGAAGUUGCCACUACUACUCUAUCACAAGAUGACCUGGAAGAAAAUGCUGACUUCCAGGAAUUUACCAGAAGCAGUGCCAAUGAUGCCAACAUUCAUCUCCGGAAAAGGUUUUCUCGUAAUGCUUCUGAGGAGGAAACCUAUGGUGCAAAUGAGCAGAAGAUGACAGAUAUGGAUGAAAAUCCAUUGAUCAUCGGGAAGAAAAAGGACUUGGAAGCAAGCGAGACUCCAGCACCAACUCAUGAGAUAGCUAUUUUUGAGCAGCCAGAGAUAUUCUACUUUGUCAUUUUCUUCUGGGUGCUGGUCUACUGCCUUUUACUCCUUCCACAGCUUCUUAGCAACAAAGUUUGAUCUGAGUGAGGUGUGGAAAAUAAAGGGAUGGUGUCUGGAUUGCUUUGUGUAUCUGCAUAUGAAUAUGUUCCUUCAGGUGAAGCACAAACAGAAAUCCAGGACCUGGUAUUUGUGUUUAUUAUCAGGUUGUCCUCAAUUCCACUACUGUUGUGCUAUGGCAGUGUCAGAGCACAUUUUAUAUUAUGGUAAUUGUGUAAAUAUAUAUAAAAACUAUCUGAUUUAGUAGAUGCAAUUUUGUACAUUUGUGCCUUGCUUUAUAAGAUGCUAAAUAAAACCAGAUAAUUAUCAGUAGAAGUAUGAACAAUUCAGAGCUCUAGUCUUCAAAAAUUAUUCUUCUGGCUUCAUUUUCUUAUAUAGGGCCUGAUAGCUGUGGAAGAGGGAUGGUUUUGACUUACCUCUGGAUGUGCCCACCUGCUAGGGCAAGGCUAGAAAUGCUUCUUCAUAUUUUCCAUUUGAAAGAGUUGGAGGCAGGGCAGAGCUACAGGCGGUGAAUCACACACCAGGAAUUGAUUACAGUUCCAUUAGCAAAUCCAGUGGAGGAUCAAAAUCAGGUUGAGGGUUUAUUGGAGUAGGGAAGAUUAAUUUUUUUUAAGAUUUAAAGUAAUUUUUAUCCUGCACCUUUUGGUAUGUUUGAUUUGCAGGAAUAAAUUGGGUAUGAAGAAGUAUGAAGAAUAUACAUCCUAGCUGUUUCUUAGGAGAGUUUAUAUGGGAACUCUGGGAACUCUCAGGCCAGGAACUAAAGUUUUUUAAAAGUACCUCAGUGCUUCUGAGUCUGCUUCUGCUUCAAUUUCUUUGCUGCUUUUAUUUACAAAUCGCAUAAGGAUUUCUGUCUUUUGCUGAUACAAAAAAUAAUAGGUAACUAGCUUUGCUGAGGCUACUGUUAAGGCACUAGGGCAUAGUAAAAGAAUUAGAAAUAUCUUUUGUGUCCAAUUCAAUUGAGAUAGAAAUGACAGAUGUAGAACUAAAUACAGAGCAAUGCUAACAACCAGUAUUGAUUUUCUAGUGCAACUGAAGAGAUUCCUGUGGCUUAUCCAUGGGCACAGUUGAGCUGCUUCUGCCUCUUGUAAGUUUUGUCCACAUCAAUAAUCACUUUAGGAAAUUUGAUACAGGAUUUUUGCCAGAGAAGGUGUAAUCCAUGUUUUAUAGGACAAAAGAGAAGUCUUCAAUUUCAUAGCAGCAAUUUUUCUCCAUGUGACUUUUAGUGAAGUCACUACUUCCCUUUGGCACAUUUUCAGUUUCAUGGUAUGCUUUAUGAGACUACAUCACGUUGCUGCUUCCACCUGAAAAUUCAGAAGGUUGACUGCAAUGUGCUUCCUAAAAUUUUACACUGAGUGAAAAUUAAAUGACAUGGCUGUAAGUUUUACAUACUUUGUUGUAGCAUAAGGUGUAUCCCUACCCUGGCUAAGUUCUCAGAUGAACUAAUAGAAUCAAGAUACAUCAAAAUAUAUAGCAAUUUAUUUGCAGGUAUUUAAAACCUGUCUGUAGUCAUGUUAUCUGCUGGGGAAAUCCUAACCAUGCAUCACAUUUCAUUCUUUUUCAUCAGCAUUUUGUUCCCCUGGGAUUUAGAUUCUGACCUGCAGUUAGAAUUCAAUAGAAGUAAGGAAUGACAGAUCUUAAACAUUGAAGAUAAAAUUCUGAACAGCUUUCAAGAAAGCUGAAAUCUUUCCUAUUCUGUCCUGUCACUGUUGACUAGAGCUGGAUUCACUCCAUGAACCUAGAAAUAAGAUCUAUUGUUCUUGGUGAGGAAGAGAUCCAAAUGUCCCAACUUAAUUUGGUUUAAAUCAGCUUAAGUAAAAAAAAAAUACAUUUCUUUCAUCUUGUUCAUGAAAACAGUCAAGAUUUUGAGUCAGCUGAUUUGUAAUACAUGAACUUGUUUGUGCCUGUUGUGGAAGACAGCGAUGCUUUCUUCCAAAAGAAAACCAAUGUAAGAAUUUUUGAAGGUGCUUUCUGGAAGUAGGCUAAAAUAGAAAGUUGAAGGAUUAGCGAUUUUUUCCUCUGAAAGAAUAAAACUUAGUACAAGAAACGUUUUAUGCUUUUCCUGAAAACCAGGGAAUACCAGGCUGGGGUACAGCAUUUAUUUAAUAGCAGCAAGCAGUAGUGUACUACACUAGUUUGGAGCAAAACUGUUGACAGCUUUUCAUUCUGUUCCACUCUUCAUAGGCUUCUUUGGUUUAUGAUAACUUUUGCUGAGCCUUUGUAUCUUUACUCUGGUUCUUCCAUGUGUGUUAAUCUUCAGCAGAGGCUGUUUGGAGUUGGAUUACAGUCCCUUUAUAGGGCUUUACAGCUAUCAAAGUUCAAUCAAGUAUGCUCCCUUCUUCUUUCCUUCCUUCCUCCAAAGAAAAUUAAUCAGGAUGAGGAGCUCUUUGGAUGUCUUAGCUAAACAACUGACAUCCACAAAGAAUGGAAAGGUGAAUGGGAACAUGCUAUGCCAGAAAUGUCAUUACACAGUAUUUUUGUCCAAGGAGAAAACCCAAGGUUUUCUUUGUUACCUGCCACUGAUGAAUAGUGACUGAUUCAUUGAAAUGAGCAGUUCAAAUGUCAAGCAGCAUCCUGCAAUUGCAUUGGUCAUCUCAGCCAGUGUUUCAAUUGAUGUACAAACUCCAGCCUAUCCCACUGAGUGACAGAAAUUGCUUCUUCCAUCCAAAAUAGAUGAAAAAAAAAUACUAAGCCAUUCCAUGAUACUUGGUAUUACAUUGCUUUCAAUUUUUGGGUUUGUUUUGUAUGCUAUAACAGAAGCAGUGUACCUUACCCAGCCAUUCCAUGGGUGAGAAGAUCCAGGGUGAAGCGCUAAGAGUGAUUUAACUGGUGGUGUCAAUUAUACUUAAAAAACAACUGAACUCUUCAAGAGUUUUGCCUUUACCUGGAACUGUAAAGACUGACAUCUGCAGAAGCAGCAGCUUCUCCCAGUUAAACUGACUCACGAGCCUGCAUCUCUUCUUCCACAAUGCAAGAUCCAAUUCCUUAAAUGCAAGUGCCCUGUUCUGGAAACACUGCUUGGUUUUGGCAUUUGUGGUCUAUUCUGAGCUACUGCCUAAAAGCCUGAUUAUGAAACAUUUAUUAUGGCAAAGCCUAUUUUAACUUGCUUCCCAGAGGACUGGCUGGUGGUAGUGGAGGAUAUAAAACCUGGUGGCCAAUCCAUUGUCUACCCAUUUUCCAGCCGAUAUGUGCAGGGUCUGACCAGGAGGUUUUGCUGAACUUUUGCCUGGGUUGAAAAAUGCUAAGCUUGAACUGGCCACAAUUGGUAUAUUGAUUUAGCAUCUGAAUUCAGAUACAACAGAUACUGAUCUGUUAAGACUCUUUCUAAAACCUGCUGGUUUUGAGCAAAUGUGGGUAGCAGAGCAUUGUGAAAUGUGUCAGGAAGUGCCUGAGGAUCACUGGAUAAAGGAUGUUUGGUGUUCACAGAAGCAGCAUUAAAGACUGAGUGGCAGCUGUAAUAGGAUGGUUUAAUGUUGUUGUAGUUAUGAAACUUAACUGCAAAGUGUUUCAUCAUGAUUUUAUAGAAAGUGCAAGGAAAGAUACACUAUUAAAGACAGAACCCCACUAAACAUUUAUGGGGCAGAUGACUUAGAGUUGAGGAAAUGAGUUAAAUAGUCACAUAAUCUACAAACUGACCAGAAUAUAGCUUUUGCCAAAUUGUAGGAAAUUAUCAGUGCAAAGGCAGGGCAAGCACAGCCUACAGUAAAAAACGACAAUCAAUUUUCAAUGCCAUGAAUAUUUUUGAGAGAUUGAGCUCUAAAAUGUAUUUUUAUUGAGUUUCUAGAUUGUAAUGAAUGUGUCUACAGAAUUUUAUGCAAAGCUUGAGAGUUCAGCUGUUUUAAAAUGAUUUUUUUUAUAUAGCAGUGAUUAUUUUAACUAUAUAUUUAAUAGAACUGUAAAACCAUUUUAAGAGUACCUGUAAAAUUCUAUGUAUGUGAUAUGAUUAUUUAUUAAUUAUGACUCAUGAGAAUGAACAUUAAGCUAUGCAUUGGUUGUGUCAUCCAUUUGAAAACUGGAAACUGCAAACAGGAGAAGAGCUUUUAAUGAACAGCAGAUCUGAAAAGCAGGGAAAAUUAUUGAAUACAUUUUGUGAUUCUUAAAGCUGCAUAGCCAUUUUGUGAUGUUAAACUUCCAGCUAAAGUUGCAAAAUAUACUGAGUGAUUGAGCUACUUUCUUCCAUUAAAACUUCCUGAGGCUGAAA
Poecile atricapillus (Black-capped chickadee) is the source of this 6962-nucleotide messenger RNA. It is a transcript of the gene CLMN, whose product is annotated as calmin. The transcript has 13 exons. The coding region runs from base 131 to 2785 and encodes 884 amino acids. Gene Ontology annotation, cellular component: nuclear outer membrane; meiotic nuclear membrane microtubule tethering complex; cytoplasm. Gene Ontology annotation, molecular function: actin filament binding. Gene Ontology annotation, biological process: nuclear migration. NCBI's taxonomy places the organism in Eukaryota, Metazoa, Chordata, Aves, Passeriformes, Paridae. The record is from RefSeq and is a predicted model, not a curated record.